This is a messenger RNA of Saccostrea cuccullata (small rock oyster), 2312 nucleotides long. Its product is annotated as zinc finger protein 862-like. Bases 6 to 2312 code for a protein of 768 amino acids. The record is from RefSeq and is a predicted model, not a curated record. The transcript is spliced from 2 exons. NCBI's taxonomy places the organism in Eukaryota, Metazoa, Mollusca, Bivalvia, Ostreida, Ostreidae.
CGACAAUGCCGACUUCAGAGAGGUCCAAACGCAAGCGAAUCGAAGAAAACGAGAAGCAAGCAAGGCAAUGCAGACGGCUGUUCCAAUUCUUCAGCAGGCCAGAAUCACCAUCCCUCUCGAGAGCUGAUGAAUCCCAGGAGGAGGAGAUGUGUUCUUCACCAAUGCCACUGCCAGACAUCGAUCUUCUAGAUUCAACUGCAGAGCCAAGCACCCCUUUAGAGUCUAGGACAGAGUCAAGUGCCCUCCCUAACCUUCACGAUUCCAGGACCCAUGCUACAUCUAGCCCAGUGACUGACCGUACCAGAAACAACUCGGGACACAAGAUGAACUUUGACCCUAAUUGGCAGAUCAACCGACCCUGGCUCAUCAAUGAAGUGGAGUACAGCAGUGAUGGUUUUUCCUUUGAUGCUAUGUACUGCAGCCUCUGCCGUAAAUGGGACACCAAAGGCCGUAACAACAGCAAGGUCUGGAAUACUACAGGUUGCGUUUCCACCCGCCUAGAUGUUGUCACCAAGCACGAGUCAUCUGAGAUGCACAAAGAUGCAGUGUUCAAAGAGAUGGCAAUGGACAAAGGCAUUGAGGCAGCAUUUGAGACCAUGAACAAGAAAGAAAUCCAGGCCUUAAAGGAUGCCCAGAAAGUCUUGUACUUCCUGAUCCAGCAUAAUCUACCAUACCUGACCCUGUACGAGCCAUUGAUGGAUCUUUGCAUCGCACUAGGAGCCACAAAUCUCCAACAUCUGCCCAACACAAAGAAUGCAACUUACAGAAGUGCAGCCACAGCCACAGAGUUCCUCGACUGCCAGGCAGAAGUUGUUGAGACCAGAGUGUCUGAAAGUAUUAAGACAAGCGAGUCCUAUGGUUUGAUGGUGGACGAGUACACGGACAUCAGUGCCAGGAAACAUUUGGCCAUGGUGUGCAGAUUUGUCGACAACGGAGCAUCCAGGCUGGCAUUUCUCCAGGAUGUUAAACUUUCAAAUGGGGAAGCUGAGACCAUUUACUCCGCAAUGAAGGGUUAUCUCGCCUCCAAGGAAAUACCCCUGCGAAAGAUGACAUCCUUUGCCAGUGAUGGGCCUGCAGUAAUGGUGGGGAAGAGAAAUGGGGUGGUUGCCAAACUUCAACAUGACAACCCAGAAGUUCUGCAUCUUCAUUGCAUGAAUCAUCGACUGCAGCUUGCUGUAUCAAAGGCCUUCAAGUCCAUCCCCAUGAUAAGCAACACAGAUGAGCUGCUCACAGCACUUUUUAAGUACUACCAUUACAGCACAGUCCGUUCAGAGAGCUUGCAGGCCAUUCAGAAUUUGAUGAGGGAGACGGGAGAGUUAGAAAACCAAAACAACAUCACGGUGAAGAGGGCUGUACACACAAGAUGGUUAAGUCAUGAGGCAGCUGUUCAGACUGUUAGGAAGUUGUAUGCACCCAUACUGACUGAUCUUGAAAAUGCGGUUGCCUCAGGACGGGAUAAAGUCAUUAGAGAUGGAAAGGGAACCCCAGCAAGCAGCCUCCUUAAGAUGCUAAAAAACUAUGACAAGCUGUACUUUAUCCAUCUCCUUUGUGACAUUUGCACAUCCUUGGCCUCCCUUACCAGGACAUUCGAAAGGGAAGAUGUGGAUCUUUCAAUUAUUGAAUCGAGGGUAACAGCAACACUUUCAACCCUUAGGAAAAUGAAAGAGAGAGACCCUCCCUUUACAAGCAAAGUUCCAUCUGUUGCACAGAGUUUGGGAAUUGCGACCAAGGAUGACACUCACCAGACAAUUCAGGCAGCCAAAAACCAGUUCAUCGACAACCUGACGAGCAACAUUGAGGACAGACUGGAGAAUUCCUCCCUGAUUGACAGCCUUUCUGUUCUCAACCUCAGUGCAGUUGACCCAAACAACCUUGCUUUCUAUGGGGAUGCAGCUCUUUCCUCCCUAGCAAACCACUUCAACCUGGACGAGGAACUCACAUUACAUGAGUGGAGUGAAAUGAAAGAGUUUUUUAGGAGCAGCCUGGAGGUGUGCACCCCAAAGUACUUGCUAGACACCCUGACAAAGGCAAGAGCAACAACUGGAGAAAUGUUUCCAAACAUCAGGAGGCUGUUGGCUAUUGCAGAGUCACUGAUCAUCUCCACUUCUGCAGUAGAGAGGGUUUUCAGCAGAGUGAAGCUCACAGUAACCACUCACAGGAACCGUUUAUCUGUAAACACUGUCAGUAAGCUGUUGACUGUGGGCCUCAACACCAACUCAGUUGAAGACCUAGACCUGGAAAAGGUUGUGAAACUCUAUCUGAGUAAGAAGAAUAGAAGAAUCCUCAGAGUCCAGCCUUCAAGUUCCAAGUGA